AACCAGCUGACAAAGUCUGUGUCCAUUUCAAUCUGGUGCUUUAUCCAAUAAUGACAUGGGAUUAAAACCAACAACCUCAGGAAUUAGUAGAACACUGCUCUCUACAAACUGAGCCACACUUUUGAUUACAAGAAAUAAAUGGAUUAUAUUUUCAUCCAAUUAUAAUGGGGAUACCGAUUCAGACAACCAGCUGCCCAAGUCCUGUCCCUUUCAGUCACGUGUGAUUGAUCCAAAAAGUACACAAACUUCACUGUUUUUUUGUCUCUUCCUCACCAUCAAUUUCAAGAGUUUUGUCUCCCACAAUUUUCUUUUAUUGGAGUGUCUCAUUAUCAUGCUUUUUACAGUCUUUGAGAAAAGAAAAAUGACAAAGGUUUUAAUUUUAUGAAAAACUGCUGUCAGUACCCAGAAAAGCCCGUUCUUGUUUGAGAACCUUCCGUUAAACUCUGCUGUCUGGCAAAUCUGCAAAAAGUACCUUUUACAAGCAGCGAGCGAUGUUAUCGCUAUUAUUAUUGUUGGGCUGUUCCUGAAGGACACCGUGCCUUUGUAUUAGAUUCAUAUGUGAAUAAUGUGUCAAAGAAAGCUCCUUUUGAAGCUGAGGAGCGGAAGAAACCUCUGCUCCUCAAAAAGCAAAGAACAUAAAUGCAUGUCUGAGGUUUGCCCGACAACACCUGGGUGAAGAACAACACCGCUGAAGCAAAGUAUUCUGGACAGCCGAGUCAAAGGUGGAGUUGUUUGGCCGUUAUCCCAGGCGUUGUGUUUGGCGAAAACAAAAUGCUGCCUUCGAACAGAACCACCCGCAACCAAAUGCAAAGCAUUCUGAAGGGGACUGAUUUGAUGCCUCUUUUUCCAACUUGUUGUCAACCAAGAGUUUCACAUUGUACCAGAUAAUAAUUAAAGGAGACUUUGAACCAAAUAAUUAAUUAAAGGAGGGCCUCUUAACAAGCUAAACUUAAAAUGUAUCUUGAAACAGGACCAAAAGGCAAAACGAGUUGAAGAAAUGUGUCCGGACAGAUUCACAGCUAUCUUAACCCUAUAGCCAUGCUGAGGAGGUAUAAUGGCAGAAAGUGCAUGCCACAAUGCCCUCAACUGAUGUACAAUACAGAAAGAAACAGAAAAUAAAUGCUUUCUGGAAAGUCAUACCACAUCGGUCAAUACCAGCUAUUUAAGUUAGGGGUAUGCUGAAUAGGAUAUUGCAAUUUUCUUUUCUUUUCCCUAAUAAUUUAAAAUAUUUGUUAGGUUAUCUGUUAAAUAAUGUCUAGGUAACUUGCAUGUCAGCCCAUGCAACUGGACUUCAAAGUGUGGGUUUGUACUUUUGAUUCAGUCAUUUCCCUUCUGAUUCACCCACUUCCCUUCUUCCUUAAAAAGCCAAAAUAAAGGAAACAUCUUACUGGAGAUCACAUAACUAUGGUUGUCCCAAAUUACACUCUCAUCCCUAUAGGCCUGGUCGAAAGCAGAACUCUAUGUAGGGAAUAGCAUACAAUUUGGGAAGGAAAAGUGGUGACCAGCGCAUUCCCCAGUCCUGAUAUCGCAUUCUUACGCUCUGGUGAUGUCAUGUCUCUCUCCGCUCCAGAGUUCUAGAGGAUCGGUGUUCCCGAUUUGUAGAAAAGUACGAGGAGAGGGAAAAAAAUUGGGAGGAGUGCAAAGGGAAAUACCACUUCAGUAUGAUUGGUUGCAGGGAUUUUUCCUUAGCUGUGAUUGGAUGGCAUAAGUGUUCCAGGGAAUUCCACCCUGGCCAGUCAUAUAAGCCCUCUUUGUAAGCCUCAUGUGGACCAGAAAACAAAAAUAUUACAGCGGAGUCCUCAGUCCACCACAGCACCCUGAAGAGAAGGAAACCUCUGAUACCUUUUACUUUGGAACUUUUGGCCCUUCAACUUGAGCGUUAUGGACUUGACUUCUGGAAUGGAGAAACCCGAGGGGAACAAUACCCCGUUAGGAACACGGUUCAUAGGCCUGGAUUCUCUGCCUCAGGACAAUGUGUGAUUUCAGGAUAAAUCCUGAGGGGCGGUCAGGCUAUUUCAGAUUGGACAGUUUGGAAAGGUUAUGGCUCUCCAGCGGUCCGCAUUCCUUCUCCGCGGAAGCUGAUCCUGGACAGAUGUGUGUGGGCCAGCAGAAGCAGUGUCCAGGGGUUCAAGGGGUUCCGGUGGGGAAGGGAGCUCCAUGCUUGUCAUGUAAAGGGAUCUGCUCUGGAUUCCUCCCACAUUCCUGGAGGAAAGCGUGCGUGCUGUGUGGCUGUGGUGUGGAGGACCAUGGGCCCAGUUCUGACCUGGAGGAUGACCACAAGAUGGGCCGCCUUCUUGCAGACUCUAAAUAUGCCCAUCUGACCGCUAAGGUGAAGGGCCUCAGGGUGUACAAACGGAACCGUAUGGUGGUCACCAAUCCUGUGGUCUCCAGGAAAGACCCCACCUUCAACACCAUCACCUACGACUGGGCCCCUCCGGGACUCACCCAAAAAUUGGCCAUGCUGUACAUGGAGUUGCUCCCAGAGGAAAAGCGCCCCGUGGCAGGGACGGAGGGAGCGACGUAUCGGCGCAGGCAGCUAAUGAGACAACUACCUGCCCACGACCUGGACCCCAGUCAGUGCCAUGGGCCACUGCCGGAAGACCAGCUUCAAACCAUGGCUGCCUUCGUGAAGCUCUGCAAGGAGGAGGCUCUGGGUGUGGGGGAGGUGGCCCUGCCUGGGGAGGGCGGAGCUAAUCCUCCACCUGUGGUCAAAGGGGAUAAGCCGAAGAACGGAAGUGGGACUGGGAAAAGCACUAUUGUUCAGCCAGACCCUAUAACUACUAACACCACCAACGGCACUGAGGACUGCCGCAAAAAGAGUGAAUAUCAUUGCAGCGGGUGUGGACAGCUGGCCCCUGGCGACACCCCUGUGGUGCACGCAGAGUGGGCCGGCUACGACAAGCAGUGGCACCCGACCUGCUUCGUGUGCUCCGAGUGCCGGGAGACCCUGGUGGACCUGGUCUACUUCUGGAGGCAGGGAGAGCUGCUGUGCGGGAGGCACUACUGCCAGAGGGUCAGGCCGCGCUGCUCCGGCUGUGAUGAGCUUAUCUUCUGCGAGGACUUCCAGAAGGGGCCAGACGGCCGGGCGUGGCACCGGGACCACGACUGCUGCUGGCGUUGUGGAAAGAGUCUGACCACGCCCUGUCCGUGCAACCAGACAGCCCAAUCCGUUUAGAGUUCCUCACCGGUGCUGCGCCAUAUGCAUGACAAUGUCCUCACUGAGGGAUUUUAAACAAAUGGCCCUUUACUGGGAGGUCGAAGAAACACAUGCAUUGAAGAUGAGGUUCAGAGGUUUGAAUACUGUAAUACACAUACACUUGAGGUGAAAAGCAAUCAUUAGAAACAGCAUAAGGUCACAGGGAACACCUGUGGAGUGUUUUAUGUUAAGCACAUACGCUGAUAAAAGAGCUGGGGUGGGGGGGUUACUUUCAUGGUUAGUCUCGAAUAACGUGAGAUAUUGCAGGGACAAGCUUUCAUUGGCUUUGCCUCAGAUGUCAUGUGGUCAAUUAGGAAAGGCUGUUUAAGGCGCUUCAGCCUUACACAUUGUGUUCUUCCCUACAAGGCUUUGUCCAUUGCACAACGAUACCUCAUACACACGGCUCUGCGGCCAUCGUAAACAGAGUCCCUGACGCACUGUAGGCCUCCGUCUGGGGAAGUUCUAAAACAAAAAUGUUUGAGUACAUUCAAAUAUAACUGACCAGGUGUCCCUCUCCUAUAAAAUGGCUGCACAUCAUUUACCUGUGUCCAUGCCUGUCCACGAUACGAGAGUUUUUGUGGGGAUUGCAUCUGCAAUAUAUUGUUAAAAAGUUUAAACUUGUUUGAGAAAGUUAACUCAUUACUGAAAUAAAUUAACUGGAUAGGUUAGUUAGCUUGCUUUGCCUGUUUCAUAUAGUUGUAAAAAAAUAAAUCCCAGGUAGCACCCCCCAAGAACCAAGUUAAGUUUAAUUAUGUAAUUCUACUCAAGAAUAUAUACAUUUAAAAGAAGAAAAAAAAAAAAAAA
Esox lucius (northern pike) is the source of this 4000-nucleotide messenger RNA. It is a transcript of the gene lmcd1, whose product is annotated as LIM and cysteine-rich domains 1. Bases 1973 to 3175 code for a protein of 400 amino acids. Gene Ontology annotation, molecular function: zinc ion binding. The record is from RefSeq and is a predicted model, not a curated record. NCBI's taxonomy places the organism in Eukaryota, Metazoa, Chordata, Actinopteri, Esociformes, Esocidae. The transcript has 9 exons.